Molecule: messenger RNA, 1154 nt
Organism: Chironomus riparius
Lineage: Eukaryota; Metazoa; Arthropoda; Insecta; Diptera; Chironomidae
Source: the annotation of a GenBank genome assembly
CUUACUCGCACGUAAUAAAAAUCUCCAGUCAUUUAGCAAUAACCAUUCAGUUAUAUUUUCACUCUUGUGCCAUAUAGAGGCUAAACUUUAGUUUUAUAAUCCUGAAUUAAAUAAAAUAAUUAUGGCAUCAUAUAAAAUUGAAGUUGUUGAAUCAUCCCCAAUAUCAGUUCUGGGUGAAGGUCCACAUUGGGAUGUAGAGCGCCAAAGCUUGUAUUAUAUCGACAUUUAUGGAACAAAUCAAUCAAUUUCUCGUUACGAUUACAAUGCAGGCAAGACUUAUAAUGCAAAAAUCCCCGGACACCCAGUAAUAUCCUUCAUCAUUCCUGUUGAUGGAACAAAAGAUCAAUUCUUAGUCGGAGCUGAAAAGAAAUUGAUUAUAAUUGAGUGGGAUGGUAAGAGCAAUGAGGCGAAAGCUGUUAACGUUGUCGGUGAAGUGGAAUUGGAUAUGGAAGAAAAUCGAUUUAAUGAUGCAAAAUGUGAUCCCUUUGGACGAUUCUAUGGAGGCACAAUGAGACUUGAACUGGUUCAUGAUAUUUUCGAAAAGAGAUUGGGAACACUUUAUCGUUAUACAAAAAAUGAGCAAUUUGUACCAAUAAAACGGAAUGUUGGCAUCAGCAAUGGCUUGACAUGGAAUGAAAAAACUAAUAAAUUUUACUUUAUCGAUUCUGUCGAUUUGGAUGUCAAAGAGUUUGACUAUGAUCCUACUACUGGAAACUUGUCAAACGAACGCGUCGUUGUUGACUUUAAAAUCAAUGGUGAACGUCCAAAUUUUGUGCCUGAUGGAAUGACAAGUGAUACAGAUGGAAAUCUCUAUGUUACAACGUUUGGUGCUUGGAAAAUUUUCAAAAUUAAUCCCAAAACGAAUACAAUUGAACUCGAGAUUAAAAUGCCAUGUGAACAAGUUACUAGCGCAGCAUUUGGUGGACCGAAUUUAGAUAUCUUAUAUGUGACAACGGCAAGUCAAGAAAGAGCAACAAAGCAACCACCACCCUCUGGUAGAUUAUUCCAAAUCACAGGACUUGGCGCAAAAGGCACUCCAAUGAAGAGCGUCAAAUUGAAUUGAAAAUGUGUUAAAAUCCUAACAAGAUUUUUCCGUCUUCAAUAAAAAUAAAAUAAAAUAAAAGAGAGAAAAGAAAAUUCAAUUUUGACCACAG